Messenger RNA from Hirsutella rhossiliensis, 1680 nucleotides. Its product is annotated as RIO1 family domain-containing protein. The record is from RefSeq and is a predicted model, not a curated record. Gene Ontology annotation, biological process: maturation of SSU-rRNA. The transcript has 3 exons. Bases 1 to 1680 code for a protein of 559 amino acids. NCBI's taxonomy places the organism in Eukaryota, Fungi, Ascomycota, Sordariomycetes, Hypocreales, Ophiocordycipitaceae. Gene Ontology annotation, cellular component: cytosol; preribosome, small subunit precursor. Gene Ontology annotation, molecular function: ATP binding; protein serine/threonine kinase activity.
AUGGCGGACGCAUCCGCUUCGCCGGCCGCGCCGCAUCAGCCGCCCUAUACAUACACUGCCAACCAGGGCUACGGCGCGCAAAUACACGACGUGCCUCCCGAAGUUCGCAUGCCCCGGGGCGCCCCUCACCCAGACUCGCACCAGGUCGACGACGACCAGGAUGACGAUCUGGACGGCAUCUUCGACGACGAGGACGAUGGCGACCUGGACGAGGAGGAGUGGUCCUCCAGCGCCGCCGACCUUACAAAGUCGUACAACCGCCAGCGGCAGCUCCACGACACCAGCAGCAGCAGCAGCGGAGGCGGCGUCGCCGUGCCCCGGUCGAACCAGCAGAAGCCCAAGGCCAACACUCUGGCCAGCAUCGACGACCAGGUCUCGGCCCUCUCCAAGCACGCCGCCAAGAUCCGCCUCGACUCGGUCAAGCGCGACGACGACAGGGACAAGGACAAGGCCGACAGGGCGACGAGCGAGCAGGUCCUGGACCAGCGCACGCGCAUGAUUCUGCUGCAAAUGAUCAACCGCGGCUACGUCAGCGAGGUCCACGGCGCCAUCAGCACCGGCAAGGAGGCCAACGUCUACGGCGCCGUGCUGCACGACCAUGGCACUGGCGAGACGACACCCAGGGCCAUCAAGGUCUACAAGACGGCCAUUCUCGUCUUCAAGGACCGCGAGAGGUACAUUACCGGCGAGCACCGCUUCAAGGGCGGCUUCGACAAGGGAAACAACCGCAAGAUGGUCAAGCUGUGGGCGGAAAAGGAGUACCGAAACCUGCGCCGAAUUUACAACGCCGGCAUCCCCUGCCCCGAGCCCAUCAGCCUCAAGCUGCACGUGCUCGUCAUGGGCUUCCUCGGAGACCGAAAAGGCUGGGCGUAUCCCAAGCUCCGCGACGCCGUCAUCGAGGGCGACGACGCCGACGAGCGGUGGCGGGGCCUCUACGCCCAGCUCGCCGCCGCCAUGCGCAAGAUGUACCAGGUCUGCCGGCUGGUCCACGCCGACCUGAGCGAGUACAACAUUCUCUACCACGCCGGCAAGCUCUACAUCAUCGACGUGUCACAGAGCGUCGAGCCGGAUCACCCGCGCUCUCUCGAGUUCCUGCGAAUGGACAUUAAGAACGUUGGCGACUUUUUCCGGCGCAAGGGCGUCGACACGCUGCCCGACCGUGCCGUCUUUGACUUCAUCACGGCCCCGGCCGGCCCCGUCGAGGAGCCCGCCAUGCCCGAGGCCUUUGAGCGCCUUUACGACACGCGGCACUCUGCGGCGGCGGGCGACGAGCAGGAGGCUGCAGAGUUUGAGGUGGACAACGAGGUCUUUCGCAACCAGUACAUCCCGCAGACGCUGGAGCAGGUCUACGACAUGGAAAAAGAUGCUCAGAAACUGACGAGGGGGGAGGGAGACGACCUCGUGUACAAGAACCUUUUGGCCGAUCAAGUCGUCGCCACCCCAAGCCGCCAGGAGAACGACUCGGGCUCCGACUCUGGUGCCGCCCUUUCUGGCGACGGCGACGACGAUGACAGCCGUUUCGAAAAGGGCCAGCCGAGGGGGCGCCGCUUCGAAGACAAGGAGGAGAAGAAGCAACACAAGCAAGCAGUCAAGGAGGCCAAGCGCGAGAAGCGCAAGGAAAAGAUGCCCAAGCACGUUAAGAAGAAGAUUGUGUCGAGCACAUCGCGGCGGAAGAAGUAG